GGUUAUUCGGUUGAAGGUGUUUAUAUGCGAAAUUGGGAUACAACGGAUGAAAGUGGUGUUUGUACAAGUGAUCAGGAUUGGAGAGAUGUACAGGCAGUUUGCAAACAACUGGACAUUCCUUGUCGACACGUUGACUUUACAAAAGAAUAUUGGGUAAAAGUAUUCACAAAAAUGAUAGAAGAUUAUGAAAAUGGGUUUACUCCAAAUCCUGAUAUCAUGUGUAAUCGUGAAAUCAAGUUUGGUUUAUUUUUAGACAAAUGUUUGGGACCUAUGUUUAAUGCAAAGUGGUUUGCUACAGGACAUUAUGUUCAAGUAGACCACACUCAUGGAAGAGUAAAGCUAUUAAAAGGUGUUGAUAGCACUAAAGAUCAAAGUUACUUCUUGUCAACUGUUCCUGAAGAAAAGCUUAAAUGGGCAAUUUUUCCAGUUGGCAAAUUAUAUAAAACACAAGUAAAAUCAAUAGCGAGUAACGCAAAUCUUAUCACUGCAAAUAAGAAAGAAA
Molecule: messenger RNA, 502 nt
Organism: Racocetra persica
Lineage: Eukaryota; Fungi; Glomeromycota; Glomeromycetes; Diversisporales; Gigasporaceae
Source: the annotation of a GenBank genome assembly